CUUAGGUAUAAAAGGGAAACAUGAAUAAGAACGAUGGAGCAGUAGCUUUGGAAAGUUAAGGAGAUCGAGACGUACGAGUCAACGUAUCAACAUGAAGAACAUCGCCUUGUUUACAUUUUGUAUUACAAUGUGCUUGUUACUUGAAGUGCAAGGGGAUUGCAAAGGUUAUCAAGGCAAGGAUCUCAGUGUGGGGACACAUUACAUAAAUUGCCUUCAGAUUACGUGCAACGCAGACGGAUCCAUAUCCGCACUCGGUUGCCCAGCAUACCAAUGCGCAGAAGGAUCGCAAAUUGGAUACCGUAAAACGGAUUUAAGUAAACCUUACCCAGAAUGUUGCGAGGGACCAAUUUGUGCGGAUUAAACUUGGAUGUAAACGACGAGUAAUAUGAGGGAGGAGGGGGAAGAGUACUUGGCCCAAUGAUGAUAUUUUAGAUAGAACGAUGCAAAGUUAAAUAAACCUGAACUAUGAACCACAGCUGUGUCACACUCACUUGAUAUUGUAUAAGUAAUAUAAAUGCGAACAAAAAAAUAAACGAUGAUAAAACGUACGCGUGUGAGGUACAGACACGAGAUGAGAUACACUUAAACUGAAGGCGCUCGCCUUGAAGCUUGAGCCUCAACUCCACACAAUCACUACAACGCAAUGGAGGAUGACUAAUGUUUGGAUCAUCAAUUCAAUGACACUUUAAGUAUUUGGCACGCGUACCCGUUCUUGUAUGCGCGAAAAAUAAAUACGACGUUGAUUUUUAUUGAUACUUCGUAAACAUGAAACUGAA
This is a messenger RNA of Hylaeus volcanicus, 776 nucleotides long. RefSeq lists its product as uncharacterized. The record is from RefSeq and is a predicted model, not a curated record. NCBI's taxonomy places the organism in Eukaryota, Metazoa, Arthropoda, Insecta, Hymenoptera, Colletidae. The transcript has 3 exons. Bases 92 to 361 code for a protein of 89 amino acids.